Messenger RNA from Spea bombifrons (plains spadefoot toad), 1489 nucleotides. RefSeq names its product dopamine receptor D5 (gene DRD5). The record is from RefSeq and is a predicted model, not a curated record. The transcript is spliced from 2 exons. Gene Ontology annotation, molecular function: G protein-coupled receptor activity; dopamine neurotransmitter receptor activity. Gene Ontology annotation, cellular component: plasma membrane. Lineage: Eukaryota; Metazoa; Chordata; Amphibia; Anura; Pelobatidae. Bases 1 to 1404 code for a protein of 467 amino acids. Gene Ontology annotation, biological process: adenylate cyclase-activating adrenergic receptor signaling pathway.
AUGCUAGCUCUGUCCGUAGGAACUUCUAUUCCAAGAGGAGAACUGCAAGGCAAGCACCUGCGCAGCGCUGAAGAAGACACCUUGAAGUAUCCGGAGAUGCUGAUGAACAGUACUCAGCUCCAGGAAACGCAGCAGAAGAAGGAGCUGCUGGCUGGGCAGAUAGUCACCGGCAGCCUGCUGUCCCUCCUGAUCCUCUGGACCCUUUUUGGUAACAUCUUGGUAUGCACUGCGGUGAUGAGAUUCAGGCACCUACGCAGUAGGGUGACUAACAUAUUUAUUGUGUCUUUGGCCGUCUCCGAUCUCCUGGUGGCCCUGAUAGUCAUGCCAUGGAAAGCUGUAGCAGAAGUGGCAGGUCACUGGCCAUUUGGAGCCUUCUGCGACAUCUGGGUGGCCUUUGACAUUAUGUGCUCCACUGCAAGCAUCCUAAAUCUUUGUGUAAUCAGUGUGGAUAGGUAUUGGGCAAUUUCUAGCCCUUUUAGGUAUGAGAGGAAGAUGACCCAAAAGGUGGCUUUGUUGAUGAUCAGUGCUGCUUGGACUCUCUCUGUCCUCAUUUCUUUUAUACCAGUGCAAAUGAACUGGCAUAAAAACAAUAAAGAUAGCCAGACUUUGGGUAAUCAAACUGUAGUGGACUGUGACUCCAGUCUGAACAGGACCUAUGCUAUCUCCUCCUCUUUAAUCAGUUUCUACAUUCCUGUAGCCAUCAUGAUUGUGACCUAUACACGGAUCUAUAGGAUUGCUCAAAUUCAGAUCAGGAGGAUAUCCACCCUAGAAAGGGCAGCGGAACAUGCCCAGAGCUGCAGGAGCAACCGGGUGGAUUGCAGGCAUCACCACAACAGCUUAAAAACUUCUAUCAAGAAAGAGACCAAAGUCCUAAAAACAUUAUCUAUCAUUAUGGGAGUAUUUGUGUGCUGCUGGUUACCAUUUUUCAUUUUGAACUGCAUGGUUCCCUUUUGUGAUAGGUCUUCUGGACACCCAAAAGUUGGACUACCUUGUGUAAGUGAGACCACUUUUGACAUCUUUGUCUGGUUUGGUUGGGCUAACUCUUCAUUAAACCCCAUUAUUUAUGCUUUCAACGCUGAUUUUCGUAAGGUCUUCUCCAAUCUUCUGGGAUGUGGAAAUUGGUGUUCCACCACCCCUGUUGAAACAGUUAACAUCAGCAACGAGCUUAUUUCCUAUAACCAAGAUACCAUAUUUCACAAAGAUAUUAUAACUGCUUAUGUCAACAUGAUCCCCAAUGUGGUGGCUUGUAUAGAUGACAAUGAUGAGACUUUUGAUCGAAUGUCACAGAUCUCUCAAACAUCACCUAACAAUGAGCUAGCUACUGGUUCAGUAUGUGACCUGGACUGUGACACUGAUAUCUCAUUACAUAAGAUAACACCUUCCAUGCCAAACGGUUUACAUUAAACUGAUCUUCUAAAUUAUUGGUGUAAUUGUCCUGAGGACAUUAUAUUUGCUCUUUCACAUUGUUUGCUAUAAAUGUUCACUUAAA